UCCUCGACCGGGCGAUGAAAGUGGCUGCCAGUGCCGGUCAGGGCCAGGUUCGGAGAGGUAGUCCCUGAACUCUUCCCCUACGUUUCUUCUUGAUCUUCCCUGAAUCUUCCACAUCCGCGUAGCGAGAAGACGUCUCUGUCAUCAUGGGAGGCGGAGACCUGAAUUUGAAGAAAAGCUGGCACCCACAGACCCUUCGCAAUGUGGAGAAAGUGUGGAAGGCCGAGCAGAAGCAUGAGGCAGAGCGGAAGAAGAUUGAGGAACUGCAGCGGGAACUGCGAGAGGAGAGGGCCCGGGAAGAGAUGCAGCGCUAUGCCGAGGAUGUUGGGGCUGUCAAGAAAAAAGAAGAAAAGUUGGACUGGAUGUACCAGGGUCCUGGUGGGAUGGUGAAUCGUGAUGAGUACCUGCUGGGGCGCCCCAUUGACAAAUAUGUUUUUGAGAAGAUGGAGGAGAAGGAGGGGGGAUGUUCUUCUGAGACAGGACUCCUUCCUGGCUCUAUUUUUGCUCCGUCUGGUGCCAAUUCCCUGCUUGACAUGGCCAGCAAGAUCCGGGAGGACCCACUCUUCAUCAUCAGGAAGAAAGAGGAGGAGAAAAAAAGAGAGGUAUUGAACAAUCCUGUGAAAAUGAAGAAAAUCAAAGAAUUGUUGCAAAUGAGUUUGGAAAAAAAGGAGAAGAAGAAAAAGAAGGAGAAGAAAAAGAAGCACAAGAAACACAAACACAGAAGCUCGAGUAGUGAUCGCUCCAGCAUGGACGACGAGCCCAGCCGGGGGAGAUCUCAAAAGAAGAUGGCAAAUUCCUUUCCUGUUUUGUCUAAAGUCCCUGGAUAUGGCUUACAGGUCAGGGACUCUGACCGUAACCAGGGACAACAGGGUACUCUGAUGGCUGGGCAGAAGGGAGCGUAUGGAAUGAAGAACCGUUCCCGGUCUAGAAGCUCCUCGAACUCACCCCUUAGAAACACCGGCAGGAAGAGCAAUAGGGAAGCAGGGUCCCGGGACAAGAGGUCUCGAUCCCUAGGCAGAAGGUCACGGUCCCCAAGGCCCAGCAAACUGCACAACUCUAAGGCAAACAGGAGAGAGAGGGACCAGACUAAGACCCCAUCACCUAAAAAGGAGGUCUAUCAGAGGCGGCAUGCUUCUGGAUAUACCAGAAAACUCUCAGCAGAGGAACUGGAACGAAAACGGCAGGAGAUGAUGGAAAAUGCUAAGUGGAGGGAAGAGGAGAGGCUGAACAUCCUCAAAAGGCACGCUAGGGAGGACGAACGGGAACGGAGGCUGGAGAAGCUAGACUCCCGGGAUGGGAAGUUCAUCCACCGCAUGAAGCUAGAGAGUGCAUCUACUUCCUCCCUGGAGGAUCGGGUGAAACGGAAUAUCCACUCUCUACCGAGAACCUCAGUGGCUCUGGAGAAGAACUUUAUGAAAAGAUGAAAACCAUUCUUUUUCUUAUUGGUUUUCCUGAAUUUUUCAGGGAGGCUGCUAACCCCUUAAAAAUUCUCUUUAUAAGAGUUCAGUGA
Urocitellus parryii (Arctic ground squirrel) is the source of this 1507-nucleotide messenger RNA. It is a transcript of the gene Cwc25, whose product is annotated as CWC25 spliceosome associated protein. Gene Ontology annotation, cellular component: U2-type spliceosomal complex. Gene Ontology annotation, biological process: mRNA splicing, via spliceosome. The record is from RefSeq and is a predicted model, not a curated record. Lineage: Eukaryota; Metazoa; Chordata; Mammalia; Rodentia; Sciuridae.